AUGUUUUACAGGCGCAUUUUCUCGAUAACUAUAAAUAUCAUCAUCAUAUUUACCAUACUCUUGUCUUUUAGAUUUACAAAGAAUGAGUUUCCCGAACAAGAACGUUCUCGUUUUACCGGAUAUUUGACAUGGCAUGGCAAACUCAGCCAUUUCGAUCAAGAAUCAUAUGACGCUUCGCUUUGGUUUUGGAUAGUCAUCAAUGGAUUGUCGGCAGUUUAUGCAUUUGUCUGGGCAUCAAAAAGAAAUUUGCCUAAAAAGGUUAUCACUUAUAUUUACCAAGAGAAUGGAAGUAGAACAACAUCACACUUCCUCAACGUAAUCAUUGCCUACUACAUCACAUUUACUUUUGUCUCUGGAUUUGCACUUUUCUUAUUUGACAAUGGCAAAAUGUUUUCAACUUUUGCAGCUUUUCACAAUGCCUUUGAACUGGCGAUGAUAUUGUUAUUUUUUCAAGGUGGAAAAAUCACCUUAAAAUAUUUCUAUGCCACUGUGGGUGGAUAUAUUUUCCUCGUAAACUUAUUGGAUAUUACACUUCCUUGGCCGAUAAAUGGACUUUGGUUUAAAGCUCAAGGAUUGUGUUUGGAUUUUGCCUUGUGUAUUGUUUUCACACGUACUUACAAGGCUACGCAAGAAUAUGUUGAAGGAUUAACUUCAGCUCAACUCCCCUUGGUAAAUGACGAAGAUCAUCCGUUCGAGGAAGAUUCAAGUAUCUCACCAUUAAUUAUUCAACAUCCUCAACAACUCCUAUUAUUGAUCUUCUCGUCAGCAAUUCACAUUGUUGGAAACGCUUUUGCGGCACUUUUUCCCUCUGAUGGUUGGGGGUGA
This is a messenger RNA of Acaulospora morrowiae, 825 nucleotides long. Lineage: Eukaryota; Fungi; Glomeromycota; Glomeromycetes; Diversisporales; Acaulosporaceae. The record is from the annotation of a GenBank genome assembly.